AACACAUUGGAAAAACAAGUUCGACGUGGAUAUAUAAGACUGAAGCUUUGAAAGCCAUUUGUAUUGUACGAAAUAAUGCACAGUAGUAGUGUUCUAGUGUUGGUGCUGUUAGGCGCGGCGUGGGUUAACGCUCAAAUACUCAGCAAGCUCACGUUGUGCUCGCAAUCGGAUCCCAAAUUUAAAGAAUGCCUUAAGGACGCGAUUCCCAAGGGAUUGGCCUUGCUGGGUGCAGGUGUUCCCGAACUUAACAUUCCACCGAUCGAUCCGAUGAAGAUGGAUAAGUGGGAAGUCACCGCCGAGGGCCCUCUGACGUUUCCACAAACUUACACCAACAUCGACAUUCACGGUCACACCAAGGGAAAGGUUAAAGAUCUCGACAUAACUUUGACAGACACCGACUUCUUCCUCAGCAUUGACCUGGUGUGCGACGAGGUCGACUACCAAGCCGACUACGUCUACGAAAACGCAAUUCUCGAUGGAGUAGAUUACAGCAGCAAGGGCAAGACGAGCACCAUGGCAUUUAAUUACGAUUCCCGAAACAACUUCACCGGAACGAUCAUCAAGAAAGAUGGCGAAAACUACAUUUCCAUCACCAAAGUCGACGUCGAAUCGCUCGGUGUUGACGAUAUGAAAUUCAAAAUCGACUCCGAUGACCCGGAGGUGGGAAAGAAGAUGGCCAAACUGUUCAACGAAAAAUGGAGGGAUAUGAUUAAGGAAACGAAGCCGAAGUAUACGAAGAUUUACGCAGAAAUUUACAAGAACGAAGCGAACGCUUUCUUCUCCAAAUUUCCAGUAAAUCAGAUCUUCCCAAAGUAGUCUCCACGUAAAAAGGUGUUAGUAGGUAAUGCAAACUCCAUCUGAAAAUGAAACUAACGUAGCGACAAGUUAUUGUACACAGGCUUUCUUUUUAAAUAAAUGGACUAACCUGGA
Molecule: messenger RNA, 930 nt
Organism: Photinus pyralis (common eastern firefly)
Lineage: Eukaryota; Metazoa; Arthropoda; Insecta; Coleoptera; Lampyridae
Exons: 6
Coding region: 76-816 (246 amino acids)
Source: RefSeq, a predicted model, not a curated record